AUGCCGGGGGCCCGGCUGGCCCCGAGCGGCUCCAAGCUCACGGGGCACGUCCCUCCUGCCUGGCAGCUGCCCGUGGUGUCCGUGGUGCGAGACGCCGAAGCCCAGCUCCUGCCUGACGUGGGCGCCAUCGUCACCUGCAAGGUGUGCAGUAUUAACUCCCGCUUCGCCAAGGUGCACAUCCUGUACGUUGGCUCCACGCCCCUCAAGUCAGCUUUCCGCGGCACCAUCCGGAGAGAAGACAUCCGAGCCACGGAGCGGGACAAGGUGGAGGUUUACAAGAGUUUCCGCCCAGGGGACAUCGUCCUGGCUAAGGUGAUCUCGCUGGGUGACGCGCAGUCCAACUACCUGCUGAGCACGGCCGAGAACGAGCUGGGCGUGGUGGUGGCCCACGGCGAGGCAGGAGCACGGCUGGUGCCCAUCAGCUGGUGUGAGAUGCAGUGUCCCCGGACGCAUACCAAGGAAUUCCGCAAAGUGGCCCGCGUGCAGCCCCAGUUCCUGCAGACCUAGGCUACCCCGCGCUCCCCGGCAGGAUUACCUGAGCCAGGAGCCAGCCGGAGCCCCCUUCACCGAAGUACCUGCAGCAUCACCUGGACUGGUGCCCACGUGCGCUGGGCUGGGACUCGGGCCUCCACCAACACCUGUCAGGAACCGGAUGCAGCUCUGGCUCCCUGGGCCCUGCCCCCAGGCAGGAUUUUAGAUUCCUGAGCUGUGAACAAUAAAGGCUUUCCCAACCCC
This is a messenger RNA of Alligator sinensis (Chinese alligator), 735 nucleotides long. RefSeq names its product exosome component 1 (gene EXOSC1). The record is from RefSeq and is a predicted model, not a curated record. The transcript has 6 exons. NCBI's taxonomy places the organism in Eukaryota, Metazoa, Chordata, Crocodylia, Alligatoridae. Bases 1 to 507 code for a protein of 168 amino acids. Gene Ontology annotation, biological process: RNA processing. Gene Ontology annotation, cellular component: nuclear exosome (RNase complex); cytoplasm. Gene Ontology annotation, molecular function: RNA binding.